AUAGUCUAGGGUAGCCCUUCCUCUGGCCAUAGAAGGUAGAUCUGAUAUCCUGAUGCAUAUAUUUCUGGAGACCCAGAGAGGUGAAAGCAUGCAGUAAAAGCUCUCAGAGUCCUUCUGGACCGCCGAUCACUUUUUCUGUCAAACCACCUUUCCAUUCCUCUCAACCCUUCCCCUGACCAUAUAAGGAGAGGCAGCUGCUAGGGGUGUCCCUUGGUUCUAAAUUUAGUACCAAGCCCUUGCUUGGGACUCCAAAAGCCACCAGGCAGCUGGAGCCACCAUGGAACGCCCCACCUCCAACCUCUUCAGGCAGCAUGCCCGGACCCUGUGGUACGACAGACCCAAAUAUGUUUACAUGGAGUUUUGUGUUGAGGACAGCACCGACGUCAGUGUGCUCAUUGAGGACCACCGCGUUGUGUUCAGCUGCAGGAAUGGUGAUGGAGUGGAGCUGUACAAUGAGAUUGAGUUCUAUGCCAAGGUGAACUCCAAGGAUUCCCAGGAUAAGCGCUCUGGUCGCUCCAUUACUUGUUUUGUGAGGAAAUGGAAGGAGAAGGUGGCCUGGCCUCGGCUCACCAAGGAGGAUAUAAAGCCUGUGUGGCUCUCUGUGGACUUUGAUAACUGGAGAGACUGGGAAGGAGACGAUGAGGUGGAGCUGGCUCAGGUGGAACACUACGCAGAGCUCCUGAACAAGGUCAGUACUAAGAGACCUCCCCCUGCCAUGGAUGAUCUGGAUGAUGAUUAUGAUGGUGGGGAUGCAACAACUACCUAG
Messenger RNA from Acomys russatus (golden spiny mouse), 766 nucleotides. RefSeq names its product prostaglandin E synthase 3 like (gene Ptges3l). Gene Ontology annotation, molecular function: protein-folding chaperone binding; Hsp90 protein binding. Gene Ontology annotation, cellular component: nucleus; cytosol. The transcript has 7 exons. Lineage: Eukaryota; Metazoa; Chordata; Mammalia; Rodentia; Muridae. The record is from RefSeq and is a predicted model, not a curated record. Gene Ontology annotation, biological process: chaperone-mediated protein complex assembly; protein folding. The coding region runs from base 278 to 766 and encodes 162 amino acids.